Pogona vitticeps (central bearded dragon) is the source of this 1563-nucleotide messenger RNA. It is a transcript of the gene MRPL39, whose product is annotated as mitochondrial ribosomal protein L39. Gene Ontology annotation, cellular component: mitochondrion. The record is from RefSeq and is a predicted model, not a curated record. Gene Ontology annotation, molecular function: RNA binding; nucleotide binding. Lineage: Eukaryota; Metazoa; Chordata; Lepidosauria; Squamata; Agamidae.
AAACGCGAAGCAAAAUGAUCCGGCGGGGAAGCGGAACCUUAGCGUCGCGACCGUUGUUUCCGGAGGGCGUCGAAUGUUGGUGCUCCCCUCUCGCCGGAUUGUUGGAAAGAAGCAAAGGGAGCGAAAGCGGCGAUGGCUUCUGCCUGGGUCGCUCGUGGUCUGCGGAGAGGCUGGAGCCGGAGGUUUGUUUCAACAGCUCCUGCUUCUCAACUCUCAACGGCCAAGAUUGCUCAGAUGCGCAAUGAGCUAUUCACUAAAGAGAAAGAGAGACAAUUGUCUCUUUAUCCACGAAUUGAGAAAAUUGAAGUAAAAUAUGUUGGUGUAUCUCACCCAGGCACAUUGUUUAUAAUGAACAAAGGGCUUUCCACUCCAUACAGUUGUGCUAUGCAUUUAAGUGAAUUGCACUGUAAGAAAUCUGUACUUGCCCUAGUGGAUGGACAACUCUGGGAUAUGUACAAGCCUUUGACCCACUCAUGUGAGAUCCAGUUCCUUACUUUUAAAGAUGAAGAUCCAGAAGAAGUGAACCAAGCUUAUUGGCGCUCUUGUGCUAUGAUGUUGGGUUGUGUGUUAGAAGAGGCAUUUAAAGAUGAAUACUUAGUCACUCUUGUUAAAGCUCCAGAGGUACCAGUGCUAUCGGGAGCUUUCUGCUAUGAUGUCAUCUUGGAUAGCCGACUCGAUGACUGGAAGCCAACAGAGGAAAGCCUCCGUUCUUUUACAAAAGAUGUUUAUAAACUAAUUCAGAAAGACCUGCCAUUCGAACCACUGGAUGUUGACCCAAAAGUGGCACGUGAAAUAUUUAAGCAUAACAAGUACAAACUGGAAGAAAUUGAGCAAAAAGCUUCACAAAAUUCAGAAGGAAAAAUACAGUUGCAAAGAUUUGGUCACUUUGUAGACAUUACUGAAGGCCCUCAUAUUCCCAGAACUAGCUUUUGCCACCAGUAUGAGGUGACAGCAGGUUAUAAUCUUAAAAGCAGUCAGCCUGAAUUAAUACGAAGAUUCCAGGGUCUCUCUGUUCCAGUUGCCUUAAAGCUUCAUCAUUCUGUAUGGCACAGACUGUGGGAAAGAGCUAAGAAACCAAUCACAGUGAAAGAAGCAAGGCACAAAAGUGAAAAGCAAAAAGAGGAAAACACAAAAGAUGUAAAAGUCGGAAAUCACACCUCAAGUGCUGAAUCAGCUUAAGUCUUCUAACCUGCAUAUGGGAAAAAAGCUUCAAAAUGAGGAAUUUUUGAAAGCAUCAUGUCAUUCAAAUCAGUUGUCCAGAGAGAGAUUUGGACCAAAGAUUUUUCACAGACAGAGAAGUACUGGUUGGUCCUUGCUUUCAGCUUCAUCCAAACAGAAAAUAGAUGCAAACUUGAAGACUUUGAAAAGGGUGGUAUGCAUGGGGAAGCCAAUUGGAGCUGGAGUUACUCAAGUUUCAACAGAAUUAUUUCGAACAGGAUGCCUGCAGAAGAAUUUGGGAGGCAUGGGUGUCAUUUGUGAUCUUAGCACAUGAUAUUGUCUUCUCACAUGCACAAUAUGUGUCCAUAAAUCAUAGUUUUUAAUACAAUUCACACUUGGUAUGUA